Saxophila tyrrhenica is the source of this 954-nucleotide messenger RNA. RefSeq lists its product as uncharacterized. Bases 1 to 954 code for a protein of 317 amino acids. The transcript is spliced from 3 exons. The record is from RefSeq and is a predicted model, not a curated record. NCBI's taxonomy places the organism in Eukaryota, Fungi, Ascomycota, Dothideomycetes, Mycosphaerellales, Extremaceae.
AUGCGCUCCGCGAUCUUCCUCGGCGCCGCCGCCCUCUUCGCCCUAGUGGCUGCUGACAAGACUGGUGAGAUUAUACAGGCUUACACUACGAGCGAUGGCGUGAUGAUUCCAGGGCUAAUGACGUCGGCGAUAGUCACGGUCGUAACCACAGUGGCACCAACCGAUUGUUCGGCGGUUCCUGUCGGUGAGUGUUCAGAUGCUGCCCUGUCAACCCCCCUCAGCACUGGCACGACCCUCAUCCUGACGUCUCCCCAAUCACUCCCCUCGCCUCCGUCAAGCUCACCAGUCUUGUCAACAAGCCCCUCCCCCAAUGCCCUCACAGUCCUCACGUCUGCACUAAACACCAACUCACCCAGCCCACCCGUCACCUUCGCACCUGGCGUCUUCACCUCUUACGGCCUCACGGUGACAACGAGCUCAUUGUCUGAAACAGUCCCGAUCCCGACAACUCCAAGCGCGCCAGCAACCUCGCAGCCUCCGUACACUGCCUCGACCACCGUCUCUUCCAUCGAGACCUCCGUCGAGACGACCCUCACCACGGCCACCGUUCCCGCGUCCAGCACUACGGUCGUCGUUCCACCGCCAGCACGUUCGAGCAGCGAGGUCAGCGUGAUCACCACCAGCGGCAGCAUCACGGCCUCCGCCACCGUUCCGGUCCCGCCACCCACCCUCACCGGCAGCGCUUUGAGCAGCUACGAAGCCUCCGUCGGUUCCUCGAUCCUCAGCCAAGCCACCGCGAGCGGAUCUGCCACGGGCGUCGUCACCAAGAGCAGCACCCUCACUACCACCAAAUCCGUCAAGAGCUCCAAGACAGGCGAGAUGACCGGAGCCGAGAACACCAGCCGUUCAGCCACGACCACCGCCGCUCCGACCGCAGCGACCAACGGCGCCAUCAACCAGCAGCCUGUGGCGAUUGGCAUGGUGGCAGCCCUCGGCGCCGCACUGUUCAUCUGA